Molecule: messenger RNA, 2822 nt
Organism: Oncorhynchus keta (chum salmon)
Lineage: Eukaryota; Metazoa; Chordata; Actinopteri; Salmoniformes; Salmonidae
Gene: zic1
Product: zic family member 1 (odd-paired homolog, Drosophila)
Exons: 3
Coding region: 637-1968 (443 amino acids)
Biological process (GO): central nervous system development; regulation of transcription by RNA polymerase II
Cellular component (GO): nucleus
Molecular function (GO): RNA polymerase II cis-regulatory region sequence-specific DNA binding; DNA-binding transcription factor activity, RNA polymerase II-specific
Source: RefSeq, a predicted model, not a curated record
ACUGAAUAGCCGACGACUGUCUACAUUUUCACACCGUCUAUUGUUGCUUUUAUUUCUCUCAACUUUCUUUCUUGUGUUAUUCAGCCGUUUAACCAAAACCACAGUCAGCAAUCUCACAAUACCUGGGAUUGAUGAUGCACGCGGACCAAUAGGAGAGGGGCCUCGGCACGCGGAUUGUUAUUUGAUGGGUGCAUGUUAGUAGGGGGAUAGGGCCUCCUCCAAUGAUCGUCUGAGUAACGGGUCACAUGUUUGGGCCCCCCUUCCUCUCCAUUCAUCAGGGGUGGACUGUGUUGUCUUUUCAAUUCAUUUAUCUGCAGGAAUGAUUGCGACUAUCAGUCUGAAGCUCACCGCCUGACUGGGGAGGUGAAAGUUUCGCCACAGGAAGAUAAACCGCAAAAUACAAUAUUGUACAUGAUUUGCGUGUGCAUCGGAUGAGAAUUAGUGUGGGGGAGAAUUCCACUCUUGUUUUAGGUAAAUAGAAAACCGGUGGAUUGGAGUUUGUACUCCUCUGUAAGGUCUGAGAGAGACUUUUGCAUAAAGAGAGAAAGCGAGAGAAGUAUAGGAGUGAGAGAAUAACUGUUCGUGAUUUUUUAUUUCUGCUCUCAGUCGCCUCAUUGAGUUGUAGACUGCCGGAAGAUGCUUCUGGAUGCAGGACCCCAGUACCCAACCAUAGGAGUCACUACGUUCGGCUCCUCAAGGCAUCACUCAACAGGCGAAGUCACAGAAAGAGAAGUGGCUUUGGGGAUAAAUCCGUUCGCAGACGGGAUGGGAGCUUUUAAAAUCAACCACAGCUCCCACGACCUGGGCUCCGGCCAGACGGCGUUCUCCUCCCAGGCUCCCGGCUACGCUGCUGCCGCCCUGGGUCACCACCACCACCCGACACACGUCAGCUCCUACUCCACCGCAGCCUUCAACUCCACCCGGGACUUUCUCUUCAGAAACCGGGGCUUCGGGGAUGCCACCAGCGCGCAGCACAGCCUGUUUGCCUCGGCAGCGGGAAGUUUUGCAGGGCCACAUGGACACUCUGAUGCCGCGGGGCACCUGCUCUUCCCGGGACUCCACGAGCAAGCCGCAAGUCAUGCAUCAUCAAAUGUCGUCAACAGCCAGAUGCGGCUUGGCUUUACCGGGGACAUGUACGGCCGGGCUGACCAGUACGGCCAUGUUACGAGCCCCCGCUCCGACCACUACGCCUCCUCCCAGCUGCACGGCUAUGGCCCCAUGAACAUGAACAUGGCGGCUCACCACGGGGCAGGGGCCUUCUUCCGAUACAUGAGGCAGCCCAUCAAACAAGAGCUCAUCUGUAAGUGGGUCGAGCCCGAACAGUUGUCGAACCCCAAAAAGGCUUGCAACAAAACGUUCAGCACGAUGCACGAGCUCGUGACCCACCUGACAGUGGAGCAUGUCGGUGGACCGGAGCAGUCUAACCAUAUCUGCUUCUGGGAAGAGUGCGUCAGAGAAGGAAAACCAUUUAAAGCCAAGUACAAACUGGUAAAUCAUAUCAGAGUGCACACCGGAGAGAAACCAUUCCCAUGUCCCUUCCCCGGCUGUGGAAAAGUGUUUGCCCGAUCGGAGAACCUGAAGAUCCACAAAAGGACACACACUGGUGAAAAACCUUUCAAGUGUGAGUUUGAGGGCUGCGACAGACGGUUUGCCAACAGCAGCGACCGGAAGAAACACAUGCACGUCCAUACAUCUGACAAGCCUUAUCUCUGCAAGCAAUGCGACAAGUCCUAUACACAUCCCAGCUCUCUGCGGAAACACAUGAAGGUUCACGAGGCUACCACGCAAGGACCCCAACCGUCACCAGCGGCCAGUUCCGGGUACGAAUCGUCCACGCCGCCCACCAUCGUGUCCCCGUCCACAGAGAACCACAAUUCCAGUUCCAUAUCACCGGCAGCCUCGACAGUACACCACACGACCAGUCACCACACCACGCUGUCGUCAAAUUUUAACGAAUGGUACGUGUAAAAUAUUUUCACAAAGACUGCAGAAAUAGGACUGCUUGGAAUCAAAGACUUUGAAAGUCAGUCUAUAAUGCGUGGACAGAGAAAAUUACGGGGAAGCCAAAAUGGUUGGUUAAUGGCUACAGAGAGAGAGACAGAGUGAUGCAUGGACAAGGUGCACGACCAGCUACCAAGUUAAAGUUUUUUUUAAACACCCCCCCCCCGUCUCUUUUUUGAAAGACUGCACGCAAGAUAUCUCAAUGCAUGCUAUCUGCGGUUCGUGGCCUGGUUUUCUUUGUACAUAAAGAUUCACAGUUCAAACAUGUUAUAUUUUAUUUUGUAAAUAGUUAUAUCACAGUUUAAGGGCAUUUGUGAAAACGUGGUCCCUAGAUAUAUGGAAAAUGAGAUGAGUUUUAACAAUAAUAUUGCGAUGACUAGUGUUGAUUGAACAGAAUGUUGUAGUUGAUGUGUACCCCAAUGUGAAUUACUCAGUAUAACUACCGUCUCCACUAUGACGUCGACCUUACCGACUAUUAGUCUAUUUAUGUGCUUUUGUAUUUGGUGCCACAUUCCGUCUACGGUCCAGUUGGAGUAGCACAGUACUUACCAUUGCUGUUAUUUAAUGUCAUGUCGAUAAAUCGUGUAGUGAAAGCCUGAAACUCCGUGUCAAUCUGUUUAUGUACGUGAUAAAAUAUUUUUAAAAAACUAUUUGUCCAUUACCUUGAUAAUGUCAAGGCAGUAUUACCUUAUCCGCAUGUAAAGGGUAACGUUAGAAAUGAUCGGGAUUUAUGGAGAAAUACGCUCUUAUGUAGAAUUUAGUCUACACAAAAUGUUUGGUUACAUUUCGUACUAUAUUAAAGCAUAAAAAAAUACAACCAA